Linum trigynum is the source of this 4702-nucleotide messenger RNA. The record is from the annotation of a GenBank genome assembly. Lineage: Eukaryota; Viridiplantae; Streptophyta; Magnoliopsida; Malpighiales; Linaceae.
CACAUCAGCGACAACUCGAAAUGUCUCACCACGUGGACACCACAUCAUACUUUAAUGACAUAAUACACAUGUAUAGCCAUAACUAUCGACUUUGUGAUAACAACAGCCAAUUUCUCAUAAAAUACACAAAAUGUUCAAUUUCAUCCAAAACUUUAUGGAGUCAUUUUAGAUGUUGACUUAACUAAGUUUCUGCUGAUUUGGAGACACUUAGUAAUCAUGUGGAAUUAACUAAUUCACUUGGCAUAACUAAAAAAAAUAAAAAAUGAAAGAUAAAUAAAAUAAAAUAAAACGGAAGGGUCGUCCACCUCCAAUUCGCCUGAGUCUCAGUCCUAGCCCGUUCUCCUUCCUCCAAUCGACAGCCUCAACCCCUUUUCACCUCCGUCCACCGUAUUUAACUGGUGGUGGCUUUUUAGCAGGUCUUCCUCUACCGCUAAAUAGAGAACCACUAGGAAGAGAGCGAAACUGCUCUCGACGAUAUCCACAAGCAUUGGAGUCCUGACUUCUUACGCUAGUAGCGACUGUGACACGAAAGUGUAUUUUGCCAGAACGAUGGAGAAGCAAGUAAUCGCAGACGUUGGUGGGCUGUCCGAGAAAUCAGAAAGGAAGAUAGUUGGGCUAGAAGAGGAAUAUGAUGGAUAAAAUAGAAUUUGUACUAAUAUUUUUUAAAUAAAAUAUGAUGUGGCAUCCACAUGGCAUGGCAUGUCCAGUUGUUGCCGAUGUGUACGUUUAGGUGACAUCCUCGUUAGCAUAUUGUUAAUGUCGUUAAAAUUUUUAACAAAGUGGUUAAAUUUUUCAAAUAUGUUUUAAAAUCGGGAUGUUUUUUGUAUUUUUCAAAAAUGGGAUAUUAUUGUCACCACGUCAAAAGUUAUGGUCUUAAGCCCUUAAACGAUGGACUUGAAAGUCCCUGUUCAAUUCCCAUCUAAAGAGGUGGAACUUCAAGUCCACGGAUGUGUACCCUGAAAGUUUGUGGGUCCCACAAAUUUGUUGUACCUAAAUACAUUAAGCAAACAAUGAAUUUUGGAUAAACUCUAUAAUGUCACCAAAUCCAUCACUAAAUCCAUCAAGCAAAUAACCCUAAUUCUACCCGUCAAUAUCUUUUAAUUAAAAUGUCACCAAGUCUAGCAAAAAUAUUAGCAUAAUCCGUAUUUAAAAUGACUUCGUAAAAUAUUUGGACGGACGGAAUUAGUUAUUUUGUGAAUUUGCAAAAAAAAAUUCUAUUAUUGUUAGAAAGUAGUUAUGACUAUUUAAAUAAAUAAAAAAUACAAAAAGUAAGAGAUAAUAGCGGAGGAGUUUUCUGAUAGGCCGUCUAAAUCCGAUGAUGGCGACGGAAAACCCUAAUUUUCUAAUACGAAAAACAACGUGACAGAGAGUGGUUUCUUCCUUUCUUUUUUACUGCUCCAGCAGCCUCCAGUAGUCGACAGUGUUCGUCCCUCCUCCAGUUUCCGCAGUAGUGAGCAGUUGAAACUCUGAAGCAGCCAGCCCAGCCCAGCCAAGCAUCUCUCUACACUUCCUUCCACCUCCUGCUUGUUGACUUCCUUCCUCCUUCCAACCGAAACAGUGCCUUUCACUUUCUUGCCCACAUUUUCCCCCUUUUCCCACCUCUCUUCUUCUUCUUCGACCAAAUUAAUCAUUUAGAAGGUGGAGGGGUGUAGCAAUUUGGUGCCAUUUGAUGCUCCUUUUACCUAUAAUUCUUAGUGCGCUGCUUCCAAUCCCCAAUUCCACAUUCUCUCAAGGUAUUGUUCCUUUUAAAACCCUCCUUCUCCCUGUUGAAUUCCCCCUUUUCACGCUCUUUUAUCUCUGAUACAUGAGAUCCCAUUUCCCCCCCUUGGUCAAUUGCUCUGGCUUCUUGCCUCGGCUUGCUUUUGAUGUCUUCCUGUUGGUUGACCCUGCAAAGAAAAUGAACCUCCAGUAACAACCUUUAAUGCACUUGCUGAAUAUUUGGUCAUCUGGUUUCUAGUUUCAUUGCCUGUAGUUCUUCAUUUCUGUGUUUCGAUCUCUAAGAAUGCCAUUUUGGGUGGUUUCUUCAGAUCAGUUACCAUGUCUUGCUACCCCCUCUGAUCUACCAUUUGCUUGAUUUUUUUUUUUUAAUGUGUUGGGGAACUUAGGGUUUGCUGGUCUCUUGUGCCGAAUGCAUUCUUUCUGUUCUCCGAUGUUGUUGUCCUAUUUCCAUCAGUUAGAACUAGAAAGAUCUUAACUUUGAUAUAAGAAACUACAUAGCAUUUAUCAGUAAAAGCAUCUAGCAGGGCGGCUUAUUACCCACCACACUACAUUAUGGAUUACAUACACGUGCCUCAUUAGGGUUUAGUUUGAUAUGUUACUCUGUACUGCUUCUUAGAUGUGUCGAAUUCCUUUAAUGGGAGCGUGUAGCCUUUUCCAUUUACAAUUAGCUGGGAAAGGGUUCUGAUUUCUCUUGAACUUGGUAGAGUUAUAAUGAUUUGAUUUUCUCUUGUUGCCUGUGUUACAGCACUGUAAAUGCAGCUUUGUGGCUUUCCCUACCAUUCAUUUUAAUUCCAAUUCUAGGAUUGCUGUUUGACCGUGGCUCCCUAGUAUCUACUGUUUCUGCAUUCCUAGUCUAGUAACUCUAAAGCUGGUUUCUUGUUUGUUCUUACCUCUAGGUCCCUAGACCAGUGGCAAUAUGAAGUAGAUAGCACUCUUGAUUCCAUGGUGCCUUCUGAAGGGAGUGUGAUACAAAGCUCUUCUAAUUGUAAAGUGGGUUUCUUGAAGGGAGGUUGACAUACUACCCCUGUUACAUUGGUUUGAGAGUGAAUGAUGACGAGGCUCAACCUCCCAAAGCGAUACUUGAUUGUCAUUCUAACAUUCAUCUGCACUUGUGUCUGCUAUAUAGAACGGGUGGGCUUCUCUAUUGCAUAUACUGUUGCAGCUGAUGGUGCUGGAGUGAGUGAAUCAAGCAAAGGUGUGAUAUUAUCGACGUUCUAUUAUGGUUAUGCUUGUUCUCAGGUGCCUGGUGGCUGGGCAGCUCAGCGGAUUGGGGGAAGGAAGGUUCUUCUUCUUUCAUUUGUUUUAUGGUCAUUGACUUGUUUUCUGGUCCCACUGGAUCCAAACCAAGUUACACUGUUGGUGUUUGCCCGGUUGCUUGUUGGUGUUGCACAAGGUUUCAUCUUUCCUUCCAUACACACUGUCCUGGCUCAGUGGGUCCCACCCCAUGAGAGGUCCAGAUCGGUUUCUCUCACAACUUCUGGAAUGUACUUAGGUGCAGCCAUGGGGAUGCUUAUCCUCCCGUCCUUGGUAAAAUUCAAGGGACCACAAACUGUAUUUGUUGCUGAAGCCAUCUUAGGGGUUUUGUGGUCUUUGCUUUGGUUUCAGUAUGCAAGUGACCCACCUCGGUCUGAGCAUCCAAAAGCCACUGCUUCUGGAUUUGGGGAGUCUUUGCUCCCACUUAAAACCAAGGGUAAAGUCGAGAAUGGCGUAAGCAAUACCCGAACUGCCAAAAUUCCUUGGAAAAAGAUUUUAGUCAGCUUACCAGUUUGGGCAAUCGUGGUGAACAAUUUCACUUUCCAUUAUGCAUUGUAUGUGCUCAUGAAUUGGCUGCCCACUUACUUCGAGCAAGGGUUGCAGCUCAGUCUUCAAGAAAUGGGCUCAUCUAAAAUGAUGCCUUAUCUCAACAUGUUCAUUUUUUCUAAUAUCGGUGGGGUGGUUGCUGACCAUCUGAUCACUAAGAGGAUAUGUUCCGUGACUAGAACAAGAAAGGUUUUAAACACAAUCGGGUUUUUGGUAGCUGCUUUUGCGUUGAUGGCACUUCCACUCUUCAGAACUUCUGAUGGGGCUGUUUUCUGUUCAUCGGUCGCUCUUGGGUUCUUAGCAUUAGGGAGGGCUGGAUUUGCGGUGAAUCACAUGGAUAUUGCACCACGAUAUGCUGGUAUAGUUAUGGGAGUUUCUAAUACUGCUGGUACUUUGGCUGGAAUUGUUGGGGUUGACUUAACUGGGAAGCUUCUUGAAGCUUCAAAAGUUGCUUAUUCGGAUCUCUCGAGUCCAGAGAGCUGGAGAGUUGUGUUCUGCAUACCGGGCUUGCUCUGCAUCUUCAGCUCUCUGGUGUUCUUGCUGUUCUCCAGUGGAGAGAGGAUUUUUGACUAAGGUAAUAAGGUCGUCUGUGAUUGAAGUGCUAUGAUGCAUGGACGUCUUAAAUUCUCCUUUGCAGAUUCCUAUUAUUCCAACUUCCACCGUAUACACUUCCUUCUGAAGGCUCAUAGUUUGAGAGGCCAUGAGGAUGUGGUUUGUGGAAGAUAGUCGGCUCCAUGGUAUAGCUUUGAGAAACACAAAAUUUUCUGGCGUUAGAUCCCUCUACUGGGUUAUCACUCCCCAUAUAUUUAAUUAGCCUAAAUCGUACUAAGAGCAGAGUGUAUUCUUUCUUUGUGUAUGUAAUUUUGCAAAUUUGAGACAAUAGCCUAGUCAAUUGCAGCCAAGAUCAAAGUUAGAACUGAUGCUGUUUGUUGCAGUAGACUGAAAUUUCCAACUGUACGAUGAGAGAGAUUUCUUCUGUCAUGGUCAGAGCAAUCUGAAAUUGUAAGAUGGAUGCAGGCAUGCAGCAAAAGGAAGUUUUAAGUUGGUGUCGAGUUGAUAAUACAGGGCUCUUUUGUUCAUUGUUUCUCAAUAGCUCAGUGAUACUUCAGAAUUGUACAACUUAACAAUGUAGCUCGUUAUACAGGGCAUUUAAGUUACCUUUUGAUAAAAGCCUUUGCACUUU